Molecule: messenger RNA, 2600 nt
Organism: Clarias gariepinus (North African catfish)
Lineage: Eukaryota; Metazoa; Chordata; Actinopteri; Siluriformes; Clariidae
Product: tropomyosin alpha-4 chain-like
Exons: 8
Coding region: 591-1337 (248 amino acids)
Biological process (GO): muscle contraction; actin filament organization
Cellular component (GO): actin filament
Molecular function (GO): actin filament binding
Source: RefSeq, a predicted model, not a curated record
AGUGAGGGCGGAGAGAGAGAGAAGGAGGAUUGUGCGCGAGAGCUAGAAAGGGAAAGAAGAAACACCCUACAUCUUUUGCCUUUAGCCUCUUUCUUCGUCGGCUGCUGUUUUAGUAUUAUUAUUAUUUUAUAUACAUACAUAUAGAUAGAUAUAUAGAUUUUUGAACAGCUUUGCUGGAUUUCUUUCGGCAAGAAGAAGGAUAUUUUACGCGAUUGAGAAAUCACUUCAUCCGCAGAGGCUCGCGCGCGCUCCGGCUAACUCGCACAAGCUAGGCUAAGCCUUAUCUAAGCUAAAUUUUUGACUCGCGUAGGGUUUAUUUUUUCGAAGAACAAAAUCACAUAUUGUGAUUUUUUUUUUUGCGAAAUCAUUGUAAGUGUGAUAGGUAUACUUGAAGUAAAAACGUUAAUAAAUAAAUAAAGUCGAGUGUUUAUUGGAUUGUGACGUAAGUCGAUACCAGGUCGCUCGCGCGCACAGAUUUUUUUUUUUUACUCUGAUUUGGGUUUCAGCGGCAGAUCGCCACAAAGCUCGGCAUUACCGCCAAAUUACACGUUAAAUAGAGGAGAAGGAACAAAAAAGCUUUUAGGAAUAAAAUGGCCGGAGUGAACAGCGUGGAAGCGGUGAAGCGUAAGAUUAAAGUUCUGCAGCAACAGGCGGAUGAAGCCGAAGAGAGAGCCGAGGUCCUGCAGAGACAGGUCGAGGAGGAGAAACGCGCCAGGGAGCAGGCUGAGGCGGACGUCGCUUCUCUGAACAGGCGCAUCCAGCUGGUCGAAGAGGAGCUGGAUCGAGCUCAAGAGAGACUCGCCACCGCUUUGCAAAAACUGGAGGAGGCAGAGAAGGCUGCAGACGAGAGCGAGAGGGGCAUGAAGGUGAUUGAGAACAGGGCUCUAAAGGAUGAGGAAAAGAUGGAGCUGCAGGAGGUCCAGCUGAAGGAGGCCAAGCAUAUUGCUGAGGAAGCUGACCGCAAAUACGAGGAGGUGGCUCGUAAGCUUGUCAUCAUUGAGGGUGAAUUGGAGCGCACAGAGGAGCGAGCAGAAGUUGCUGAGGCCAAUAGACGUCGAUUGGAGGAACUGCUGAGGAAUUACGACCAAACGCUGAAGAGUCUGCAGGCAGCCGAAGACAAGUAUUCCCAGAAGGAGGACAAGUACGAGGAAGAGAUCAAGAUUCUCACGGAUAAGCUGAAGGAGGCUGAGACUCGCGCCGAGUUCGGUGAAAGAUCAGUCACCAAGCUUGAGAAGACCAUCGACGAUUUGGAAGAGAGGCUCGCCACCGCUAAAGAGGAGAACAUCAAGAUCCACGCCACGCUGGACGCUACUCUGCUGGAUCUCAACACCUUCUAAGAGUCUGCACCGCCCCCUCUUUCCUCUUCUCCUUCUCCCUUCCUGAACACCCCUCACUCCACCAGACCACAACCCACCCCUACCUUUCUACCCCCCUCCCCCACCUCUAUCAGUUACUGAGUGGCUGAACAAGGGCAAGACGUUUUUUUUUUUUUUUUUUUUCUCUCCUUUUUUUAGGUGUAGGUAGCACUUUAGCUUCGGCCCUCAGUAUUUCCCAUAUUUUCUUUUUCAUAUCUAUUUUUUUUUAAUUUUUUUUAUUAUCAUUAUAUUAUUAUACUUUUUUUUUUUUUUUUUUUUGGUGUAGACUCCUCUCAUUUCCUCCCCAUGAACAAGACUGGAUAUGAUAAAGCGCCGAUGUCUUUCUGCAAGUCGAAAUAUUCCUGAUUUUUGAUAAAUUCAUUCCUGUAAUUGUGUGAAAGUAACGAGACGGCACGCUCUCUCUUGCUCUCUCUUGCUCGCUCUCGGUCUUUUUUCAGAUUUCUGUGUUCUGGUUAGUUUUCGAGUCCCGCAGUGCAAUAUUAUUAAUACAGUAUAAAGAAUCUGAAAAGUUGCCGUUCAAGAUACGACUCUUCUCACCUGGCUCUUUGUAACCCUGCCCCCUCCCUCCGCCCUUUUUUUUCGGCCCCGUCCGUUCUAACACUUGAGCACUAUUAUUUGUUACAACAGAUCUACAUGUUUUUCUGUGCCAAUGCCAGACCAUUAUAUUACAGUCGUUCUCUUGGCCAUGUGUUUCGCUUGGGGGGAAAAAGAGCUAAGACCUGUUACUAAUUAUGCCGAAUCAUCUCACUUGAAUUUGUUUCCUCUUUUCUUGUUGUUCAGCAAAAAACAAACUCAACGGUUUUUAUUCAACCUUUCCAUUUCUUUUAAGGCUGAGGUGUACAAACACUAGGUGACUGAUUCAAGUUUGGUGUGAAGUGAGGGGGAAAAAAUUUACUAAAACCAGGCGAACACUUCAGUAGUUUGUUUUAUCCCCCCCCCCUGGGGUUAGAGGCAGAGAGACGGGAUGUCACAUUUCCACUGCCAAAAAAAAGGGUGAAGGGGUCUAGAGAGAGUGAGGGGGUGAAUAAAUAUACGGUAUUAUCCAUAAGCAUCUCUUCAGUGUACUGUCUCUGCAUCCACACAUGGAGUGAGUUAAGUACUUCAAAGCACCAAGAACCUUUUUAACUGGAAUUGCAAAGUUGUUAAGAUGUAAACAUUUUGCUAUUAGUGUUUCAUUGUAAUAAUGACACAAGAUCAAAAUCCUUUUUUUUUUUUUUUUUUUUU